Messenger RNA from Talaromyces stipitatus ATCC 10500, 1581 nucleotides. Its product is annotated as DUF185 domain protein. Bases 1 to 1581 code for a protein of 526 amino acids. The record is from RefSeq and is a predicted model, not a curated record. Gene Ontology annotation, cellular component: mitochondrion. Gene Ontology annotation, molecular function: protein-arginine omega-N symmetric methyltransferase activity. Gene Ontology annotation, biological process: mitochondrial respiratory chain complex I assembly. NCBI's taxonomy places the organism in Eukaryota, Fungi, Ascomycota, Eurotiomycetes, Eurotiales, Trichocomaceae. The transcript is spliced from 4 exons.
AUGAACCAUGGUCUAAGACGUGGAACGCAACACCUCACAAAACAAUGUUGCAAACGCCUCUUUUCGCAUUCGCCAACCAAACGCUAUGCAUCCGACAUUGUCAAGAAAGAAUGGUCAACACCAUUAGCCAAGAUCCUCGCUGAUGCGAUUCGAACGACCGGCCCAAUCUCCAUAGCAGCAUACAUGCGACAAGUCCUCACAAACCCAGACGCAGGCUACUACACCACACCAAGCAGUCAAAGCAAAACCGAAGUCUUUGGUAAGAAGGGCGAUUUUAUUACAUCGCCAGAAAUUACCCAGAUUUUUGGAGAGCUGGUGGGGAUAUGGACGGUUACAGAAUGGAUGGCGCAGGGGAUGCCGAAGGAGGGGGUUGAGUUGAUUGAGGUUGGGCCGGGGAAGGGAACAUUGAUGGAUGAUAUUUUAAGGACGCUUAGGAAUUUCAAGACCUUUUCGAAGAGUAUUGAGAAUAUCUAUCUUGUUGAAGCGAGUGCGCCUUUGCGGGAAGUUCAGAAGAAUUUGCUUUGUGGGCCGGAUGCGGUUCUUGAGGAGAUUGAUAUUGGGUAUCGGGGUAUCAAUAAACAUACUGGUGCGCCGAUUGUUUGGGUGGAAGAUAUUCGGUUACUGCCAUACAAUGAUAAAAUGCCAUUCAUAUUCGCCCAUGAAUUCUUUGAUGCCCUCCCAAUCCACGCUUUUGAGUGCAUUCAACCCACAGAAUCUGAAGAAAAACAGCAACCGAAACAAAUCAUGACACCAACCGGUCCCCUCGACUUGGACCAUACAAAUCAAAGAAACACCAAGAAUAGACCAACAGGCCCCCAAUGGCGAGAAUUAAUGGUUGCACUAAAUUCCAAGUCUGUUGUCGAAAACAUCAAGGAUGAACCAGAAUUCCAACUCUCGCGCGCCAAAAUAUCAACUCCAAAUUCUCUACUCCUCCCCGAGAUUUCCGAACGAUACAAAGCGCUCAAGUCUCAGCCCGGAUCGGUCAUUGAAGUCAGUCCCGAGAGCAGGAUAUACGUCGCUGAUUUCGCGCGUCGAAUUGGCGGGUAUGCGCCACCAUCAGAACCUAGACUACCAAAACGGAAACCGGGGGAAGUAGCCAAACAAGUUUCCCCUGGUGAUAUUCCAACAGCACCAAUUCAGAAGAAACAUCCAUCAGGGGCAGCUCUAAUCCUCGAUUACGGCACAACAUCCACCGUCCCUAUAAAUUCGCUUCGCGGCAUUCGGCAACAUGCCACUACCUCCCCCUUUGCAUACCCAGGCCAAGUCGACGUCAGCGCCGACGUAGAUUUCACUAGCCUCGCUGAAGCAGCUUUAGAAGCCAGUGAAGGCGUCGAGGUCCAUGGUCCAGUUGAUCAAGCCGAAUUCUUGCAUUCACUGGGUAUCGCUGAGCGAGCGGAGCAGUUACUUUCCAAAUUACCUGCUGAUAAAGAGGAGAAGCGCAAGAUGCUUCAGACGGCUUGGAAGAGAUUGGUGGAUAAGGGGCCUAACGGUAUGGGGAAGUUGUAUAAGGCUUUGGUUAUAGUUCCCGAGAAUGGGGGGAGGAGAAGACCUGUUGGGUUCGGGGGCGGUGUUGUUGGUUGA